Cynoglossus semilaevis (tongue sole) is the source of this 3436-nucleotide messenger RNA. RefSeq names its product nuclear casein kinase and cyclin-dependent kinase substrate 1a (gene nucks1a). Gene Ontology annotation, molecular function: double-stranded DNA binding; single-stranded DNA binding. Gene Ontology annotation, cellular component: cytoplasm. Gene Ontology annotation, biological process: interstrand cross-link repair; double-strand break repair via homologous recombination. The record is from RefSeq and is a predicted model, not a curated record. The transcript is spliced from 8 exons. Lineage: Eukaryota; Metazoa; Chordata; Actinopteri; Pleuronectiformes; Cynoglossidae. The coding region runs from base 284 to 1204 and encodes 306 amino acids.
AUGGUUUGGUUGCACGAAGGCUGCAGUUUCAGUUUGUUUUAUUCACCAUUUUGUGUAACCGUAGGUUAAAAAAAUAUCUAGAAAAAUAUAUAAACACAUAGGAACAUUUGCGUUUGGGGGAGAAGCCUCUUUCGUCUUUUUAUUUUUACGCACUCGCUUGGACAGCGGAGUUGUGCGCCAGGUUCGCUACGCUUGGUGAUUUGCAGAGCGGGAAUCUGUAUUUCUUUUCCCCGGUGCUUUUUUUUCCUUCCCCCAUCCUUAACCUCUACAGUAUUCCAGCAAAAUGUCAAGGCCAGUGAGGAACAGGAAGGUGGUAAACUACUCGCAAUUCAACGAGUCUGAUGAUGCAGAUGAGGAGUAUGCUGACAAUAAGCCCAAGAAGGUGCGAGCAGCCCCACAAGAGCCAAAGCACAAGCGAUCAAAGAAUUCACAGGAUGACAGUGAGGACUCUGAUGAAAAGCUCUCAAAAUCCAAAAACUAUUCAGCAGAUGACUUUGGCAGUGAUGAUGAAGACAAUGAUUUUGGAGAGGAGGAAGACGAAGACGGAGGAAGUGAUUAUGAAGAAAAAAAGGGGAAAAAAGGAAAAAAGGUCAAGCCAGAGAAGCCCAGCAAGAGAGGACCCAAGAGGAAACGGGCAGCAGAUGACAGUGAUGACGAAAAGGAAGUGAGUCGAAAGCGUACAGUGCGCCAGGCAGCUUCCAAGGCUGUGUCCAAACAGAGAGAGAUCCUGUUGGGUGAUGAAGGCAGCGAGGAGGAGGAGCAUGAAGGGCAAGAGGAAGCCUACAUGGAUCCCGAUGAGUCUGGCAGUGACGAGGAUUUCAUGGUGGAGGACGACGAUGACAGUGAUUACGGCCACUCAAAGAAGAAAAGCAAGAAGGUGAUCAGACGAGGACGGCUGGACAAGAAAGAGAAGAAAAGCCCCAAACCUAGACUAAAGGCAACAGUGACACCCAGCCCAAUGAAAGGAAGGGGGAAAGGGCGUCCCAGUACCAAGGCCCUGGAGAAGAGCUCGCCCAAAGAGGAGGAGGAGGAGGAGCCUGAAAGUCCCCAGGAGGAAGAGGAGGAGGAGGAGGAGGAGACCAAGAAAAAAGAGGAGUCCCCUGUCCCCAAAACAACGAAGGAGGCUGCAGCAAGAGAGGAAGAAGAAGAAGAUGAAGAGGAGGAGGACGGCUCAGAGGAAGAGGUCCCCUCUGGAGAAGAUUAGAAGAUGGUACACAUUUGAAGCCCAUCUUCUGUGUCCUUCUGUCUUUUUCUCCUUUUUUUAUUGGUUUUGUUUUUUUUUUUUCUCCCCCGGUGUCCUGGCUCAAUGGUUUGGACUUUUGGUUCUUUUCCUUUGCGUCCCAUUCAGCCCCACCCACAACCAUCAUGAACAUUGACAUCAUAUAUAUUAACAUUUACGUUUGACUUCUCCUGGCUAGUUCAAGACUUUUCAUUAUUGCAGUGUAAAUGUCAGUUUUGGAUUUUUUUUUUUUACAAUUCCAGAGGUCUGUUGCUUCUUGUCAUCUGUCCUCGGCAAACUUUACUAGAGCGCUGUAAAUGCGAAGCCACUACAGGUAGGGCCGACGCCUUUUUUCCACUGGUACACGUGCUUUUAAACCAGGAGCGUGUUUUAACAGGACAGCUUCCAUUUUUAUUUUAGUCUCUUUAUGAAACCUGUACAGUUUUACUUUUGGUGAACGCAGCAGUGACUUUUUUUUUCUUCUCUUUCUUCAAAUAUCACUCGUGUCCUGAACUACUGUGUGGCUAUGCAGGACAGUAACGUGCAUUACUUUGAAAAUGAUUCAAUUUAAUCAAGGCUGUGUGUCUGAUCAAACGGUCUGAGGUAUUUUACUGUCAGUGCGGGGAGGGGGGGUCACUGUCUGACUGCCACUAUCAAAUCUUUUCCAGACUCCAUGUGUGUGUUUUUUAUGUAUGCCUGUAGGGUACUUCCUGUCAGUGGGUGUGGCCUUGCUCCCCAUCACCAAUUGGCUUUCUGACACAGUUUACGUUGCUGUAUGUUGGCUUUCUUCUCACAGCUCACCCCAACGCCCCCUCCUCUGUGGCUGCAGCCUCCUCUCAUUGGUCCUGUUGUGCCAGGCACCCUUAUAACUUUUUUAAGAAUUGCGAGAGAUGUUUCCCCUUUUUUUUCUUAACUUUAGGAGGGUAAAAUUGAAUGUUAUUUUUUCUCCUGUUGGUUUGUUGUUCUAAUUCUCUAUUCAGAUUUUUUUGUAAUGUUUGUUUUUUAAGAAAAGAAAUAAAAUGUAUCCUGAUUUUAAAGAAAAAGUUGACCCUAUCACUCUGUUUUCUGUGCUUCGACAAGCCAUCCCUGACCUGUUUACUACAGCUGAAACGCUUCCCUCUUCUCUCUCCUCCCUCAUUUCAGUUCCCCCGGCUUGACGCUCACUGUUGUUAUCCAUGCCUAUUUGUACUUUCCAACUCUCGGUUAUUCGUGUGUUUGCCAAGCUGGUACAUUUCUUUACAUGAGGACUAGUAGUAUACUGAGGCUGGACUGGUUUUAAUAAUAUUACUGGGCAGCUCACUUUGUGUAUGACAUUCAUUUGUCUAUUAAUGCCUUAAUUUGAAUUGACUUUUCAGUAGCUACUUGGGUUUCACACAGAGGCAUUGGAAUGUAAUCUGAAGGUUUUUUUUGUCGUAAGCUGCAAACUUGUUUAUAGAAGAUGUACAAGAAAUUGUGUGAUCCAAACGUAAACAUCCAAAGCCAUAAAUGAUCUCAAAAGGGGGAAGACAGGUGUAGAGAAGUAGUGUCCACUAGGCUUUAGUCAGGAGAAAGACUGACCCCACGACUACAGCAGUAGUACUAUCAGCUGUUCUGCUUGUCUUUGGACUCACUUGAACCUAGUCUCUGGUUCAAAAGCACAUGUGAUUGUUUAUAAACUGUCAGCAGUUUACUGCGGGUCUUUUUUAUGUGUACGUUAGCACACAGUUCUUAAUGUGAUUUUGAGACAAUUGGGCAUGAUUUUAAAAAUAAAAACAAAGGGCGGGGGGAGACAAUGGUUUUUACCCAUGUGAAGCUCUGAGUGCUCUGCAGUAGGUUCAGCCGGUCAGGUGAAUCGCAGCACUCGGGGCACGAUUGAAGGCACUCACAGUCAUCUCACAGGAGACACAAGGCUGUGAAUUUCUCCUCUUUCUACCAUUCUAUGGUUUUGUGUGUUGUAAUAUUUCUGGAAGUUUUUUUGUUUUCUGUCUCCCUUCGUAUGUACUGACAAUGCAAACAUGUAAGACGAUUUGUGAUUCUUGCAGAAGACUCGUGUGGAGAAGCUUUUUUUUCAGUGGUGUGGAAAUAGGAACACUGAACUCAUUCUUUUGCAUGUUGUGGAAAAAAUGAUGAUGCUGGUAAAUGCAAUGGCAAUAUUGUGGUCUCAUAAAACAAAGUAUUCAUACUGAUGAUGUUGAUAAUGCUUUGGUUUCCCAGCUUCUAAUAAAGGCAACCUACUUU